AUGUCGAAUUUAGAUGACGAUGAAGCUCUUUUUGAAGAUUUAUAUGGAGAUGAUGAACCAAAAGAAGAGGUCAAGGAAGAAGUGAGUACGAGUGAUAAAAAUGUUGAAUCAGAACAAAAAGAUGAACAAUCACAAGUUGAACCAGCCCCUGAAGCAUCAACUAUACCUUUGCCACCACCAACCACAACAUCUCAUGAUUCAAGUCAAACUGACUCAAUACCACCUCCUCCUCCAACAAACACGGGCUCAAAUGAUAUCGCUCCUGCCGCUGCUGAUGCUGCUAGUGCUGCUAAUACAACAGAUGGUACACAAUUGCCUGGGCCACCACAAUUUAAUUUCGAUCCUGCUCAAUAUGCUCAAUUUGCUGCUGGAAUGCAAGGAAUGCCAGGAAUGCCUCCAAUGGGUCAAAUGCCACAAAUGUCACCACCUGUCCCUCCAAUUCCACAAAAUACUGUUGGUGAUUCAGGUGGUAAAAUGUUUAUUGGUGGACUUAAUUGGGACACAACUGAAGAAGGCUUAUUAAAUUAUUUUUCUAAAUUUGGUGAAGUUGUUGAUUAUACUAUCAUGAAAGAUAAUGCAACUGGUAGAUCAAGAGGAUUUGGAUUUUUAACUUUUAAAGAUCCUGCAUCAGUUGAUGCAGUUAUAAAACAAGAUCAUGAAUUAGAUGGGAAAUUAAUUGAUCCAAAAAGAGCUAUAUCAAGAGAAGAUCAAGAUAGAGUUGGUAAAAUUUUUAUAGGAGGUAUUGAUCCAAUGGUAUCAGAAGUUGAAUUCAAUCAAUUUUUUUCAACUUUUGGAGAAAUUAUUGAUUGUCAAUUAAUGAUUGAUAAAGAUACUGGUAGAUCAAGAGGAUUUGGCUUUAUAACUUAUAGUUCACCAGAUGCAGUUGAUAAAGUAUGUGUAAAUAAAUAUUUGACUCUUAAAGGUAAAGCUAUGGAAGUUAAAAGAGCAGCACCAAGAGGUCAACAUAACCAACAAGUUGCUCUACAACAACAACAAGCCGCAGCUGCUGCCGCUGCUCAACAAGCUCAACAAGGUCAAUUUUAUAAUCCAUAUGGUGGUGCAGGAGCUGCUCAAUAUGGUGGAUUUCAACAAAUGAACCCACAAGAUUAUAUGAAAUGGUAUCAACAAUGGUAUAUGUAUCAACAAGCAGCUCAACAAGCAGGUGGAGAUCAACAACCAGUAGCUCAACCACUUAAUCCACAACAACAAGUUGACGCUGAAUCUGAACAACAGCAACCACAACAACAACAACCAAAUGCUCCAGCUAAUUCUGAUUAUACAGGUAAUGGAUCUUCAGCAUCACCUGAUUCUUCAAAUGUUGCUCCUGCUUCAUCAAGACCAAAUAUUCCAAGAGGUCCAAAAAGAUUACCUCCAAAUGGACCUUCUGGAGGGUUUAGAGGAAGAGGUGGUUACAGAGGUAGAAGUCGUGGAUUCCAUCCAUAUCGCGGUGGAGGUGGAAGAGGAAGAUAUUAG
Molecule: messenger RNA, 1473 nt
Organism: Lodderomyces pseudojiufengensis
Lineage: Eukaryota; Fungi; Ascomycota; Pichiomycetes; Serinales; Debaryomycetaceae
Exons: 1
Coding region: 1-1473 (490 amino acids)
Molecular function (GO): RNA binding
Source: RefSeq, a predicted model, not a curated record